AUGAACUCACGAUCAUCUUCCUUUUCUGUGCCAUCAGCGCGCCUUCAUCAACGUCCCUCUUUUUCUCAUCGUCUAUCCUUUGCCGUAUCAAGUGCUGAACAAGGCGAGGCUACCAAUGUGCCUAAUGUCGCAGAACGUCAGAUAGAUGAGGAAAUUGAAGAGAUCAAACGUUAUGAGGAUGCAGCGAAAGAACAAAUACGAAGAAAGAUUCGGAAGGAGCAAACAGCUGGGUUUUUCGAGAGUGGUGGACGUGCUGGAUGGAGGUAUAAGUUAUGGGAAUCUUAUGAUGCGGCGCAAGCUUGGAUUGUGGUUACUCUCAUAGGGGCUGCAAUUGGUGUUAAUGCGGCGUUUUUGAAUAUAAUUACGGAAUGGCUUUCGGAUAUUAAGCUCGGAUAUUGCAAGACUGGAUUUUACCUCAAUGAGAGCUUUUGUUGCUGGGGAGAAGAUACUGGAUGCGAUGACUGGCAUAGAUGGAGCUCUUUCGCACCAGUUAACUAUGUAAUAUACAGUUUAUUCGCUACGAUGUUCGCAUUGACUUCAGCGAGUCUAGUAAGAUCUUUUGCCCCUUAUGCAGCUGGAUCCGGAAUUUCUGAAAUAAAAUGUAUCAUUGCCGGAUUUGUUAUGAAAGGAUUUCUUGGAUUCUGGACUUUAAUCAUCAAAUCAGUUGCCCUUCCCUUAGCUAUUGGAUCUGGUUUAUCAGUAGGAAAAGAAGGACCAAGUGUUCACUAUGCAGUAUGUACCGGCAAUGUCAUUUCUAGGCUUUUCGAAAAGUAUAAACGGAAUGCCUCUAAAACUCGCGAAAUCCUAAGCGCUUGUGCGGCAGCUGGUGUUGCGGUAGCAUUCGGUAGUCCUAUUGGAGGUGUUUUGUUUUCCCUCGAGGAAAUGUCCUCAUACUUUCCCUUGAAGACCAUGUGGCGAAGUUAUUUUUGCGCAUUGGUUGCAACGGCUGUUCUUGCAGCAAUGAAUCCAUUCAGAACCGGUCAACUUGUCAUGUUUCAAGUUCACUAUGAUCGCGAAUGGCAUUUCUUCGAGGUAGUUUUCUAUAUCGUACUAGGGAUAUUUGGUGGGCUCUAUGGUGCAUUUAUGAUUAAGUGGAAUUUGAGAGCGCAGGCAUUUCGAAAGAAAUAUCUCGCCGAAUAUGCAAUACUCGAGGCGACCUUACUGGCGGCCGGAACCGCUCUAAUUUGCUAUCCAAAUAUGUUUCUACGAAUCGAUAUGACCGAAAGUAUGGAGAUUUUGUUCUUGGAAUGUGAAGGAGCGGAAGAUUACAAUGGUCUUUGUGAUAAGGAGAAUCGAUGGAAGAUGGUCUUUUCUUUGACUUUGGCAACAAUCAUUCGAAUGUUUCUCGUAAUCGUCUCAUAUGGGUGUAAAGUUCCAGCUGGAAUAUUCGUCCCAUCUAUGGCUAUCGGUGCAUCCUUUGGUCGUACUAUUGGUAUUCUCGUCCAAGCUACUCACGAAGCUUAUCCUACAUCUGUAUUUUUUGCCUCCUGUCAACCAGACAUACCUUGUAUCACGCCAGGAACAUAUGCAUUUCUUGGUGCAGCAGCAGCCUUGAGUGGUAUCAUGCAUAUCACUGUAUCCGUCGUCGUUAUUAUGUUCGAGCUCACGGGUGCCACGACCUACAUUCUCCCAACUAUGAUAGUUGUCGGCGUAACGAAAGCUGUUUCGGAAUUCUUUGGAAAGGGUGGUAUAGCGGAUCGAAUGAUUUGGUUCAACGGAUUUCCUUUUCUGGACAAUAAGGAGGAGCAUACUUUUGGCGUACCGGUAUCUAAAGUCAUGACGGCUGAUGUGGUUGUUUUACCAACAACAGGUUAUACAAUGAGGCAUUUAGAAAAAUUGCUUCUCGAAGACCGAUAUCAAGGAUUUCCGAUUGUAGAGGAUAGGGUGUCUAAGGUUCUAGUUGGAUAUAUUGGCCGCACUGAAUUACGCUAUGCAAUUGAUCGCGUUAAAAGAGAUAGAACCAUCUCCCCUUCAGCAAAAUGCUAUUUCUCGCCCUCGAAUAAUAUUUCAACUCAUGAUCCCAUCACGCCUACUACGCCGGCAGGUCCCACAAAAUUUGAAGGUAUGGCAUCAUCAUCUGUGGACUUUAGUCGAUUUAUAGAUUCCACCCCUGUUACUGUCCAUCCUCGAUUACCAUUAGAAACUGUUAUGGAAUUAUUCCAGAAGAUUGGGCCUAGGGUAAUUUUAAUCGAAUACCAUGGGAAACUCGAAGGCCUGGUAACAGUCAAAGAUGUCUUAAAAUACCAAUUCAAAGUGGAAGCCAAUGAAGGAUUCAGAGAAGAAAGAGAUCGAGCUUUGUCGAACAAUGAAGAAAGGCUUUGGUACCUGAUGAGAAGUGUGGGAUCUUGGGUUGGGAAUAAAGUACAUAGCGCCAGUGGUGGAAGAAUUAGACUUGCUAGUGGAGAGACGAUAGGAAGGAGAGAAAGCCCAAGAUUUCCUCAAGAUCAUGGAAUUGGACAUAUAGUGGAUGGAACGGAAGAUAGAUUUAAUGACGGAGUUGAGCUAGAGGAUCGAUAG
Messenger RNA from Sclerotinia sclerotiorum 1980 UF-70, 2517 nucleotides. RefSeq lists its product as hypothetical. Lineage: Eukaryota; Fungi; Ascomycota; Leotiomycetes; Helotiales; Sclerotiniaceae. Gene Ontology annotation, biological process: transmembrane transport; chloride transport; intracellular iron ion homeostasis. Bases 1 to 2517 code for a protein of 838 amino acids. The record is from RefSeq and is a predicted model, not a curated record. Gene Ontology annotation, cellular component: endoplasmic reticulum; Golgi apparatus; membrane. The transcript is spliced from 5 exons. Gene Ontology annotation, molecular function: voltage-gated chloride channel activity.